AUGGCUGCUGUUGAGAAGGAAUUAAAAAGCUUACAAGACAGCUUGUCAGAAAAAGUUAAGAAGGCAAACGCCAAUGAUUCAGGCAUACCUGAAAGCAGGCGUACCACAUUAGGUGAUAGGUCAUACAAAGGGACUGGUGCAACACCUAAACACAUAAGGAAAACUACCAGUUUCCUCGAAGAUGACGAGCCUAGCUUUGCACUAACGGAAAAUAAACAGACAAGCCUCAAACCAAAGCAAAAUGUGAAAAAUGAUUUAUAUAUUGAUGAUGUCUCUGGAAAAUCGCUUUCAGCCAUAAAAAUAUUUUCUCUGUCUAUAAAAUACCUUAAAGAUCAUUGUCUCACAACCAUGAGGGAAAGAGGAAUAGAACCCGGAGGGACGGAAAUCAAAUAUGUCCUGACGGUUCCUGCCAUUUGGAAUGAUCGUUCAAAACAAUUUAUGAGAACUGCAGCGGUUGAAGCCGGUAUAGGAAAUGAUCACAUAGUGUUAGCUUUGGAGCCAGAAGCAGCUUCUGUUUACUGUCAACAAGUCCCUCUGGAAAAUCUAAAGAUUGGAAUAGGGAAAGUUAUAAGUGUUCCUGGCACUAGAUACUUAGUUGCAGAUAUUGGAGGAGGCACAGCUGACUUUAGUGUUCAUGAAGUUGACGAGGAUGGGUCAUUGACAGAGCUCUAUCGCGCGAGUGGGGGACCAUAUGGAGGGAUUUAUGUUGAUAAAAAGUACUUAGAAAUAUACGAUAUAAUUUGUGGACAAAAAGCACUUGAAAAGCUCAAAAUUAAUGAUAUCGAAGAAUAUUUGACACUACUCAGAGAAUUUGAAAGAAAAAAGCGCUCAAUUACUCCAGAGUUUCAAACUUUUUUUGUUACAAGGCUAUCACUUAUAUUAAACAAAAUGUGCUCGGAGGAGGAUAAAUUGAAAGCUAUUGAGUCCUCCUAUUUAAAAGAUCAAGUCAAAAUUAAAAAUGACAAGCUAAAAAUUUCUGCCAGCUUGAUGAAGAGUUUUUUCGAAGACUCACUAAAUCAGAUCAUCCAACAUGUUUGGGAAAUUUUGCGGAAUAUUCCAAAUUUAGAAAACAUACUUAUUGUUGGAGGAUACGGCGAAUGUAGCUUGUUACAAGAAAGAUUCAAAAAAGAGUUCCUGGACAAAAACAUUGUCAUACCAAAUGACUGCAGCUUGGCUAUUAUCAAAGGAGCAGUGCUAUUUGGACAAAAUCCUCGGGUAGUCUCUGCAAGAAUUCUGCGUUAUUCUUAUGGAGCAGCCAUACAACCAAUAUUUAAUCCAAAGAAGCAUCCGGACGAAAGGCGUUAUAUAGAUAAAAAUGGCAUUGAAAGAUGUAAGGAGGCUUUCGAUCAACUGAUUGCUAGAGAUACAAAAGUGCCCUCGACUGGAAAAACAGUGACUAGUACAGGAGUUCCUGUUUCUAAGUCACAGAAAAAGUACAAUUUAAGAAUAUAUUGCACUGAGCAAAAAAAUGCAACAGUCAUUGAUGAGAGCUUUCAACUUCUUGGGAAACUUAAGAUUUCUGCACCUGAUUAUAUCGAAGGCAAAUGGGAAGCAGAAGAACAUUACACUUUCGGAAUGACAGAAAUCAAUGUAUCUGCCACAGUAAAGGGAACCGGAGAAUACAUUGAGACUACAUUUGACUUGCUCGAAUAAACUUUUAACAUAACAGAUCAUAACACAAUUUAUUCUAAGUGCAUGUAUACCUGUAUAUUUUUAACCUUUUUAAAAUAAGGCCAUACUGAAUGUAGAUACACCUUUUAUCUAGAAUCCAUAGAGGAAUAUGAAAUUUUGGACAGACAUUAAUAUACUAGUAUGUAAAGACCGAUGAUAUUUUCUGAAGUUUACUAGAGUCUCUAUGUAGCAAUUGAAACAAUU
Saccostrea cuccullata (small rock oyster) is the source of this 1875-nucleotide messenger RNA. RefSeq names its product heat shock 70 kDa protein 12A-like. Gene Ontology annotation, molecular function: ATP binding; ATP-dependent protein folding chaperone. The record is from RefSeq and is a predicted model, not a curated record. The transcript has 4 exons. Bases 1 to 1653 code for a protein of 550 amino acids. Lineage: Eukaryota; Metazoa; Mollusca; Bivalvia; Ostreida; Ostreidae.